AUGGAGACAAAACCUAUCGACUUUGGGGAUAUCUACGAGAUCACCAUCCCUCAAGACAUCGCCACCCGCAACUUUAACGAUUUGGAAAACGAAGGGGGCUGGUGUGAUCUUCGGAUGGAGGGGAAGGCGUGCUACGAGUAUCUGGACUGCAUGGCGAGGGCGGAGCUUGAUUACGCUACCGAGACGCACGCGUACAAUUGGUGGGGGGGAGGAAAGGGUCUGAAGGUUAUUGUCCCCCAGUUUAAUGGGAAUUUUACUUUUGAGGUGGAGACGCACGUCCCGGAGAGGACGGCGAAGUGGGUGAGGAUGGUGUUGAUGGAUCAUUACAAGGGGGCGUAG
Molecule: messenger RNA, 339 nt
Organism: Podospora bellae-mahoneyi
Lineage: Eukaryota; Fungi; Ascomycota; Sordariomycetes; Sordariales; Podosporaceae
Exons: 3
Coding region: 1-339 (112 amino acids)
Source: RefSeq, a predicted model, not a curated record